Molecule: messenger RNA, 852 nt
Organism: Leptopilina heterotoma
Lineage: Eukaryota; Metazoa; Arthropoda; Insecta; Hymenoptera; Figitidae
Product: delta-like protein 4
Exons: 5
Coding region: 326-694 (122 amino acids)
Molecular function (GO): calcium ion binding
Source: RefSeq, a predicted model, not a curated record
AAAAAAAUAAUUUUUAUCACAUGUGUUCAAAGAAGAGUGAAGAAAAAAUUGUAAGAAAAAAUAAAAAUAUAGAAAGAACGUGAAAGAGGAGAAGAAAGUGCAAUGCCUUCCUAUGGAUAUGUAUGCCUGUAGGUCAUUUUUAUCAGCAAUUCACACAGCCGUCACCCCACGCGUGGUUUACUAACAGUUCAGAUGUCUCGGGAGACUUGUCGUGUUCUCUUUUAUAUAUCCUUCAGCUUCGAUCUAUUUCAUUAACCGUGAUUUAAAUUAAUUAAUAUUGGAGAUAUAUCAUAUAAAUGCUUGAUAUAUUGUUUGGAUUAUAAAAAUGUUUUUAAAAUUACCUACUUUGCUCAUUUUAUUAUUUGUAACUUUUUCUGAAGGGUGUGAAGAUGAUCAAAUGCAUAAUGCAUGUCGGAUUAUCAAAAACCAGUGUAAUUGCGGUUAUGGAUGCAAAUCGGAGUACAGAUAUUUAACCAAAGAAGAUUGUAAAAUAGCUUUAAGGGGUGAAGUAAACUACUGCUCUGGUAAAAACCCAUGCAAAAAUGGUGUAUGUUUACAAAUCUCUGUACCACCUAAAUAUAAAUGUAGCUGUCAGGGUACUGGAUUUUAUGGCUUGCAUUGUGAAAAAGAUUGCCAUGUUCCAUUCGAUCAUCGUCAAAGAGUCUUUCCGCCACUCGAGUGCAUUGUAAUUUAGGUUCAAUAAUACAAAUGUUUUAAAAUAAUAUAAUUAUUUUAGUCGAUUUUCGUUUUUUGUACAUAACAAAUAAGUAUUCAAAAUAUUUACAAAUUUCACUUUGUAAUAUUCACCACUUUAUAUUUUUGUCAUUUAAUUAAAAGUUUAAUUAAAAAUUA